AUGGGACCACUGUGCCCCAGGACUGUGUGCCCCAGGACCAGUGUGCCCCAGGACCACUGUGCCCCAGGACCAGUGUGCCCCAGGGACCACUGUGCCCCCAGGACCACUGCCCCAGGACCACUGUACCCCCAGGACCACUGUGUGCCCCAGGGCCCCAGUGCCCCAGGACCCCCCAGGACUGUACCCCAGGACCACUGCACCCCAGGACCACUGUACCCCAGGACCACUGUGCCCCAGGACCCCCAGUGUGACCCCCAGGACCAGUGUGCCCCAGCACCACUGUGCCCAGGGACCAGUGUACCCCAGCCCCUGCCCCAGGACCACUGUGCCCCAGGACCAGUGUGCCCCAGCACCACUGUGCCCCAGGACCACUGUACCCCAGGACCACUGUGCCCCAGGACCACUACCCCAGACCACUGCACCCCAGGACCACUGUACCCCAGGACCACUGUACCCCAGGACCCUGUGCAGGACCAGUGUGCCCACCCCCAGGACCAGUGUGCCCCACCACUGUGCCCAGGACCACUGUGCCCCAGGACCACUGUGCCCCAGCACCAUACCCCCAGGACCACUGUACCCCAGGACCAGUGUACCCCAGGACCACUGUGCCCUGGGACCACUGUGCCACCAGCACCACUGUACCCAGGACCACUGUGCCCCCAGGACCACUGUGCCCCAGGACCACUGUACCCCAGGACCAGUGUACCCCAGGACCACUGGGACCAGGGUGCCCCAGUGACCACUGUACCCCAGGACCACCCUGUGCCCCCUGCACCCAGGACCACUGUACCACCCCAGGACCACUGUGGACCACUGUGCCCCCCAGGACCAGUGUGCCCCACCACUGUACCCCCAGGCCACUGCCCAGGGACCACUGUACCCCCAGUGACCACCCCAGGACCACUGUACCCCAGGUACCCCAGGACCACCCCCAGGACCACUGUACCCCAGGACCACUGUACCCCAGGACCAGUGUGCCCCCAGGACCACUGCCCAGGACCAGUGUGCCCCAGGACCACUGUGCCCCCAGGACCAGUGUGCCCCAGCACCACUGUACCCCAGGGACCACUCCCCAGGGACCAGUAUACCCCAGGACCACUGUGCCCCAGGACCACUGUACCCCAGGGACCACUGUACCCCAGGACCAGUGUGCCCCAGGACACCACUGUACCCCAGGACCAGUGUGCCCCAGGAUAA
This is a messenger RNA of Homarus americanus (American lobster), 1197 nucleotides long. Its product is annotated as vegetative cell wall protein gp1-like. The coding region runs from base 1 to 1197 and encodes 398 amino acids. The record is from RefSeq and is a predicted model, not a curated record. The transcript has a single exon. NCBI's taxonomy places the organism in Eukaryota, Metazoa, Arthropoda, Malacostraca, Decapoda, Nephropidae.